AUGGGUAUCGAGAAAGGCUUAGUGGCUGCGUCAACUGUUGCUGCUGUUCUGGCUAUGAUUGCUUGUACAAUCUUUUAUCCAGCAUUGUUCAGAGAAAUCCAUGAAGUUCUUGAUGGUGUAGCUGUGUUCCGCACGGAGACCGACUCAGCAUGGGUGGAGAUCAAGGAUGUGCAGCUGAUGAUCUCGCCAGAGUAUGAACGCCAGAAAAACCCAUUCUCGAUAUAUCGUCGAAAAAGGCAACUUCAAUCUCUUCCACCAUGGUGUGUUUGCGAGCUAAGCCCAGUGACUUGCCCACCUGGACCACCUGGACCACAGGGACCUCCGGGAGCCCCAGGAAUACCUGGAAUGCCCGGUCCAAAAGGAAGAGACGAUACGACAGUGUACGCACCAAUUCAGUGUCCUCCUCCAGAUCCCUCAUGUAUCAAAUGCCCUCCAGGACCACCAGGACCCCCAGGACCGCCUGGGGCAGCUGGAUUACAAGGAAUGAUGGGUCGGCCUGGCGAGCCUGGGCCGAAAGGCAACAGUGGCCCAUCUGGACCUCCGGGUCCUCCUGGAGAAGCUGGACCUGGUGGUCCACCUGGACCUAAGGGAAUACCUGGAAAGAAAGGCAAAGAUGGAGUUCGAGGUGUAGGGCUACCUGGACUAGCUGGGCCUCGAGGUCCUGCCGGAAUGUCCGGCAAAGCUGGCGCUGAUGGUAAACCAGGCAUACCCGGAGAACCAGGUCCCUCUGGCCCAGCCGGUCAAGAUGGUUCACCUGGAAUGAAGGGACCCGACGGACUUCCAGGGGGACCAGGAAGGAUGGGUCCUCCGGGUAAAAAUGCCCAUUACUGUCCUUGUCCUGCUCGAGGGGUAGAUAUCUCUCCAGAAGUGCCGCCCUUUGGUCAUACUGGCGGUGCAAUCCCGCCACCUGCUGUCCCUCAGCCGUCGCCGUAUUAUCCUAGCGGUGGUCCGGUUGCCUCUCCCCUGCCAGCUGCCACAUCUCAACCGCCGUAUUAUCCUGGUAAUAUCGCUCCCCCUCCAGCUGUCGCUUCUCCUCCACCUCCUCAACCGACGCAGUAUUAUCCUGAAGGUGCUCCACCUGUAACUACCCAGCCAGCACCGUAUUAUCCUAGCCGUGAGCCACCUGUGGCUCCCCAGCCAGCACCGUAUUAUCCUGAUCGGGCUCCACCUGUCGCUUCGCAGCCACCUUACUACCCUGAACGUACUCCAACAAGUCCACAGGUUGUUUAUAUAGAAACGAUGAAUGGAGCAGGGAUGGGUUAUGGAAGAAAAUUUGUGAGGAGGAUGAAGAAGAAGCUGAAGAAAAAUUGA
Cylicocyclus nassatus is the source of this 1311-nucleotide messenger RNA. Lineage: Eukaryota; Metazoa; Nematoda; Chromadorea; Rhabditida; Strongylidae. The record is from the annotation of a GenBank genome assembly.